Cheilinus undulatus (humphead wrasse) is the source of this 3462-nucleotide messenger RNA. RefSeq names its product protein phosphatase 2, regulatory subunit A, beta b (gene ppp2r1bb). Lineage: Eukaryota; Metazoa; Chordata; Actinopteri; Labriformes; Labridae. Gene Ontology annotation, cellular component: protein phosphatase type 2A complex; cytoplasm. The record is from RefSeq and is a predicted model, not a curated record. Gene Ontology annotation, molecular function: protein binding; protein phosphatase regulator activity. The coding region runs from base 75 to 1844 and encodes 589 amino acids. The transcript is spliced from 15 exons. Gene Ontology annotation, biological process: protein dephosphorylation.
CAACCGCUCUUCCCCGGCAGAAACCCCGUAGUGCAUCAUAACAGCGCCAUUCGGUAACUGCAACAGUAUCCAAAAUGGCAGGAGCUGAUGGAGACGACUCUCUCUACCCUAUCGCCGUUCUCAUUGAUGAACUGCGCAAUGAGGACGUGCAGCUACGACUGAACAGCAUCAAGAAGCUGUCCACAAUUGCUCUGGCUCUCGGCGUUGAGAGGACUCGCACUGAACUCCUACCUUUCCUCACAGACACCAUCUAUGAUGAAGAUGAGGUGUUGUUGGCCUUGGCUGAGCAGCUUGGCAAUUUCACUAUGUUGGUUGGAGGACCAGAGUACGUCCACUGUCUCUUGCCGCCACUGGAGAGUCUUGCUACAGUGGAGGAGACAGUAGUCAGAGACAAAGCUGUGGAGUCCCUGCGGAAGAUCUCUCAGGAGCACUCUCCAGUUGACUUGGAGGUCCAUUUUGAGCCUUUGGUCAAGAGGCUGGCAAGUGGUGACUGGUUCACUUCUCGCACAUCUGCCUGCGGUCUCUUUAGUGUCUGUUAUCCUCGUGUCUCCAGCACUGUAAAGGCUGAGAUCCGUCAGCAUUUUCGCACACUGUGCUCAGAUGAUACCCCCAUGGUGCGUCGUGCUGCAGCAUCUAAACUAGGAGAAUUUGCCAAAGUCCUAGAGCUGGAUUAUGUAAAAAGCGACAUUAUUUCUCUCUUCACUGCUCUGGCCUCUGAUGAGCAGGACUCAGUGCGGUUGCUUGCAGUGGAGGCUUGUGUGAGCAUUGCCACACUGCUUCCUCAGGAGGACCUGGAGACACUGGUGAUGCCAACCCUGCGUCAGGCAGCAGAGGACAAAUCCUGGAGGGUCCGUUAUAUGGUGGCUGACAAGUUCUCAGAGCUUCAGAAAGCAGUGGGGCCAGAGAUCACAAAGAAUGAUCUGGUGCCGGCUUUCCAAAACCUUCUCAAAGACUGUGAAGCUGAAGUCCGUGCUGCUGCUGCCAACAAAGUCAAAGAAUUCUGCGAAAACCUCCCAGAGGACAGUCGUGAGCAAAUCAUUAUGACUCACAUUCUGCCCUGUGUCAAGGAACUUGUUUCAGACACAAACCAGCAUGUGAAGUCAGCUCUGGCCUCAGUCAUUAUGGGACUGUCCACCAUCCUGGGCAAAGACAACACAAUAGAGCACUUACUGCCACUUUUCCUGGCUCAGCUCAAGGACGAGUGCCCUGAGGUGCGUCUCAACAUUAUCUCCAACCUCGACUGUGUGAAUGAGGUGAUUGGCAUUCGUCAGCUCUCUCAGUCACUGCUGCCUGCCAUCGUGGAGCUGGCAGAGGAUGCAAAGUGGAGGGUCCGCCUCGCCAUCAUAGAGUACAUGCCCCUGUUGGCAGGACAGCUGGGAGUCGAGUUCUUUGAUGAGAAACUUAACACCCUCUGUAUGGCCUGGCUCAUCGACCACGUGUAUGCCAUCCGUGAGGCAGCCACCUGUAACUUGAUGAAGCUGGUUGAGAAGUUUGGCGCCGAGUGGGCUCAAAACACCAUCGUACCCAAAGUCCUGGGCAUGGCCAAUGACCCCAAUUACCUCCACAGGAUGACUACUCUGUUCUGCAUCAAUGCUUUGUCAGAAGCGUGUGGUCAGGAUAUCACCACUAAGCAGAUGUUGCCAGUGGUCCUCAAGAUGUCCAACGACCAGGUGGCAAAUGUACGUUUCAACGUGGCAAAGUCCCUUCAGAAGAUCGGCCCCGUCCUUGACAGCAAUACCCUUCAGACAGAGGUGAAGCCGGUGCUGGAGAAAUUGGCAACAGAUGCAGACAUGGAUGUCAAAUACUUUGCCCAGGAGGCGAUCAGUGUUCUGGCCCUAGCAUAAACCAACCCCACAUCUCUAAACCAGACAACCACCCGAUAAAAACAACGUAAACACUUUUACAAGAUAUUUAUUGAUGUUCAGGAACAACUGGUUAAUGUAUAGAGAAAAGCUGUUAACAAUGGUUUAAUCUUUUUCUUUUUCCUUUUGUUUACUGUACAAUGGUAGACCAUGUCCAGGCCCAGCACAGGCUUCUAUGUUAACCUUCCUCUUUGCUGUAAAUGGGUGCUUCAACUAAAGCAGUGUGACGAAAUUGCUUCAAGUGGUGCAUGCUGACUUCUGUGCUAAAGUUCUAGCUAGGCAUCGCUAACCAGAACCCCUCUCACAUUCCUCCCUUUUACAUCCUCAGACACUGUUGUACUAUAGCCACAGUCAUCACUGCGUACCACACGUGUACUCCUGCUACCUAGCACCUAUGGCCCUGCUCUGUGUUGCUGCACCUUUUUCCCAAUGCUAGAUGCUAACUGUGGGCAGCAGAUGCCUCAGCAAGCUGUUGAUUUUGCUGCGCUUCCUCCCUCUGACGGCACUCUUUUCCCUGAGACACUGCUGUAGCUCAGCAGAGAGGUGACUGAAAGGACUAUACAGGUUGGGUUUAUUCCACCAGACCAAACCUGUUGUGUCUCCUAAAUGCUUCACAGCCCUGUUUUGUACCACGCUCCGACAACGAAAUAAUGGGAUGUCCAUUAUUGCAUGUAAUCCAAUGAACUCUUUCAAUGAUUGCAUGUUCUCGCCAAUCUUAAACGGUGUCCUUUCCCAACUCUAUCUGCAGACUACCCCACCCCUCUGCACUGUUUGUUCUCUGCAGCAACUCAGAUUGAAUUGGUCAUAUUAAUUACCUCGGGCCACUGUAAAAGGGACCAACUCAGUCGUAAAGUGUUGAUUACUCCUACAGAUCCCCGUGAGUUUGUUGUUGACGUGCCAGGGUGGGAGGUAGUCGUCAGAUGUAAUUUUCUACAUUAUCUUCUCAGCAUUGCUCUUAUUCUGUGUGCCAAUGAUUUGGAUUAGCAGUGGUGUUUUCUUUUAGUAUGCCUGGGUAAAUGACUGUCAUCUGUCCUGCUCUUUUCUACCAAGCCACUUUAUUCCUCAGAUGUUAAUGGGAUGGUAAAACUAAAUUGACUUCAACUGAAAAGGCUGUAGGACAAACAGAACCGAGACGCUCAUGUGUCCUAAAGCCAACCAGUUUUCUCUUAAAUCCAUGCUAAAUCCUCCAUAGUACAAGAGAUUUAAGGCUUAGGGUCAGUGAUGGUGAAGGGCCACCAGAUGAUUCCUGCUUACAAAUCUCGACCUGAUGGAGAGCUAGUGCAUGCUUUCAAACAAAGUGGGCUGGGAGACGUGGAGCAUGUGUACGUAAGGCUGCAUAAUGUUUUAUUACGGGGCGGGAGCGUGGGUGGUUAUGGGCGGGUUGCAUAAAUGUGUCGUCUGUGUUGAUAAAAGAAACUUUUGUUUUUCUCUCAACUUCUCCCGCUGUUCACUUCUCUCCCCUCCUCUGUCAUUUGUUUCUCUUGAAUAAACCUUGAUUGUUGAUUGUCCUGUAUCACAAAGACUGUGCUUUUAUUUUAAUUUUAAAAUCUCUUCUCACUUGGGAUGCUGUAUCUUGAUCUGAAUAAAGUAACACAAUGAA